Messenger RNA from Talaromyces atroroseus, 1557 nucleotides. Its product is annotated as trichothecene 3-O-acetyltransferase. The transcript has a single exon. The coding region runs from base 1 to 1557 and encodes 518 amino acids. The record is from RefSeq and is a predicted model, not a curated record. NCBI's taxonomy places the organism in Eukaryota, Fungi, Ascomycota, Eurotiomycetes, Eurotiales, Trichocomaceae.
AUGGCCACCCUUCUUUGGUGGCUCCCUGGAAUACUCCUCUCCGCUCUCUCUCGAGUAUUCUCGGCAUUCAGAUCCUAUCUUCCUUUUCGAAGCGUGACUGAAUUGCACAGGAAUGGGCACUCUCCAGAUAACGUGGGUGUUUCUCUCGAAGACGGCCUACUAGCUCCUACGGAGAAAUUCGAGGAAGAAUGGAGAGAUCUUGAUCGUUACCAAGAUGUCCUUGGUCAGCUGCCAAUGCUCCAAGUAUAUGCUCAUAUCCUCUACCUCUUCCCAGUGCCUGAAAAUGUCUCCCGUGAGGAAAUUUUGAGUGACCUCUCGCAAGCCAUUGCUAAAGUCCGCAAUGCCGUGCCCUGGAUGGGCGCAAAAGUCGUCAAUGUCGGCAAGUCAGCAAAUAGCUCAGGUCUGUAUAGAGUAGCCGAGUGUGCGUCGCCAUUAAACGAAAUAGACGUCAGGGAUCUAUCCAACGACGCGACAUGCCCGUCAUACGAUGAUCUCAAGAAGCGCAAGGCGCCUAUCUCAAUGCUUGAUUCUAAAAAGUUCACGUCUGUCCCUGGAUUCCCAAUACGUUUUGAAGACUCCAAAGAGGAUCCCUCGCGAGUACUGCGGCUCAACGCCACGUUCAUAAAGGGGGGUUUGGUGAUCGACUUUUUGAUUCACCAUAACAUGGCGGAUGCCGGUGGGCAUUUCGGGUCCAUCAAGAUGAUAGCAAUGGCCAUGCGCGGAGAAGGGUUCCCUAUUGGACUACUCCAGCAAGCGAAUAGAGACCGACGAAAUCUCUUUUCUCUGCUCGGCCCCAACGAGAAAAUGCUCGAUCACAGCAAACAUAUACGACCGCCAAUCACGUCUUCCGCACCUCUCGUAUCGCCGCAUGCAAACGCUGCCAAGUACCAUGUUAUACGAUUCAGCGCGAAGAAGCUUGACGAGCUCAAAAACCUGGCAAGCCAGGGCCUAGAUCCCGAUGUGCCUUUUAUUUCUACAGACGAUGCCUUGAGUGCAUUAUGUUGGAAACAUUUCACCCUUGCACGCGCGCACCGAUUUGGCCCCCAAACAGAAUCCCGCUUUGCUCGAGCGGUCGACGGACGUGCAGCGUUGGGAAUCUCGAAGGACUACAUGGGCGACGUGAUUCAUAAUGUCUCAACUUUUCUUACAUUCGAGCAACUCACCACCUGGCCCCUCGCACGGAUUGCAUCCCACCUCCGAAGACAUCUCAACGCGAAGAAUACAGCGUAUGACAUUCGCAGUUUUGCUACCUUCAUUGCAAAAACCCCGGAUAAAUCUACUAUAACAUACGGGGGGCAGUUCAAUCCCGCUACAGAUGUGGGUUGCUCUAGUGUACGAGGACUUGGGAAAGUGCUGUUUCCCAGCUUCGGUGUCCUAGGCCAGCCGGAGUUUGUGAGGCGACCCAAGCCAGGCGUCGUGUUCCCAGGGUUAUUGGUGUUUUUCCCCGGUAGUCCCGGCGGUGACUGCGAUGUAUGGCUGUGUCUGGGAGACGACGAGAUCAAGACACUAACGGAGAAGGACAGGGAGUGGAUGCAGUGGGCGGAGUACAUUGGGUGA